Messenger RNA from Ornithorhynchus anatinus (platypus), 1863 nucleotides. RefSeq names its product RB binding protein 7, chromatin remodeling factor (gene RBBP7). Lineage: Eukaryota; Metazoa; Chordata; Mammalia; Monotremata; Ornithorhynchidae. Gene Ontology annotation, cellular component: NuRD complex; ESC/E(Z) complex; nucleus. Gene Ontology annotation, biological process: regulation of gene expression. Gene Ontology annotation, molecular function: histone binding. The transcript has 12 exons. The record is from RefSeq and is a predicted model, not a curated record. Bases 135 to 1412 code for a protein of 425 amino acids.
GCCUUGUGCGCCUGCGCGGCUUGGAAGUCGGCCUCCAAGUUGGGAGGGGAGAGGGCGGCGGGAGCCCGCAGGGAGAGGAGGAGGAGGAGGAGGAAGAGGCCCUCGUCGGCGAGGAGCGCGCUGCCCGACGCAAGAUGGCGAAUAAAGAGAUGUUCGAAGAUACGGUGGAGGAACGCGUCAUCAAUGAAGAAUAUAAAAUAUGGAAAAAGAAUACCCCGUUUCUGUACGACUUGGUAAUGACACAUGCUCUCGAGUGGCCCAGUCUUACUGUACAGUGGCUUCCCGACGUAACUAGGCCCGAAGGAAAGGAUUACGCUCUUCACUGGCUGGUGCUGGGGACUCACACCUCGGAUGAGCAGAACCAUUUGGUGGUGGCCCGCGUUCAGAUCCCCAACGACGAUGCCCAGUUCGACGCUUCUCACUACGACAGUGAGAAAGGAGAAUUUGGGGGCUUUGGAUCGGUAACUGGAAAAAUCGAAACGGAAAUUAAAAUCAACCACGAAGGAGAAGUAAAUCGGGCUCGCUACAUGCCUCAGAACCCCUGUAUCAUUGCUACGAAGACACCGUCUUCUGACGUGCUGGUUUUCGAUUAUACCAAACACCCCUCUAAGCCAGACCCAAGCGGCGAGUGUAAUCCCGACCUUAGGUUAAGGGGUCACCAGAAGGAGGGUUACGGUCUCUCUUGGAACUCCAACCUGAGCGGACACCUUCUGAGCGCAUCUGACGAUCACACCGUCUGUUUGUGGGAUAUAAGCGCGGGACCAAAGGAAGGCAAAAUCGUCGACGCCAAAGCGAUCUUCACCGGCCAUUCCGCCGUCGUAGAAGAUGUGGCCUGGCAUCUGCUGCACGAGUCCCUGUUCGGAUCCGUUGCCGAUGAUCAGAAGCUUAUGAUAUGGGAUACUAGGUCCAAUACAACCUCCAAGCCAAGCCACUCUGUCGACGCUCACACAGCUGAGGUCAACUGCCUGUCCUUCAACCCCUACAGUGAAUUUAUUCUAGCAACUGGCUCUGCCGACAAGACCGUUGCUCUGUGGGAUCUGCGCAAUCUAAAGUUAAAGCUCCACUCCUUCGAGUCUCACAAAGAUGAAAUCUUCCAGGUUCAUUGGUCACCCCAUAAUGAAACCAUCCUGGCUUCGAGCGGCACAGAUCGCCGUCUGAACGUGUGGGACCUAAGCAAAAUCGGGGAGGAACAGUCAGCGGAGGAUGCCGAGGACGGCCCCCCCGAGCUGCUGUUCAUCCACGGAGGACACACGGCCAAAAUAUCCGACUUCAGCUGGAAUCCCAACGAACCGUGGGUCAUCUGCUCCGUGUCCGAGGACAACAUCAUGCAGAUAUGGCAGAUGGCCGAAAACAUCUACAACGACGAAGAGCCCGACAUAGCGGCGUCAGAACUGGAGGGGCAAGGAUCCUAAAACUCCGUGCGUGCGGGAAGCGGCCAAGGAGCGUUUAAAUUAUCUUUGGGGUUUUUUGACUACUAUACAUUCAGAGUACCUUCUUAUCGAACGUGAUGCUACCCGGACGCCUGAGGGAUCAAGCGGCGAAAGAAGCUCGUAUAGUUGAAUUAUAAUGGGAUAGCACCUAGCCUUCCUUACCCCCCGAUUAUCUCAGCACUUUGAAGUGAGCUAUCGCAUACUCCGACAUUCAGCUAGCUAGGGAAAACCGGAAUGUCACGGUAGGGGCCUCCCGUCCGCUCGCUCUAAGCAUGGAUCGCAGGUUACCGCGUACGACUCGACGAUCGCGGAAGUUCUCAUCCCCCCCGACUCUUAAGUGCUUCUAAAUGUUUUUAUCGAUAGGCGAGAACCGCUUUGACUUUUUUCACGACACUUCCCGAUUGGCUUUGCAUAAAUAAACUUUUCGAAGAAA